This is a messenger RNA of Trichechus manatus latirostris (Florida manatee), 9797 nucleotides long. RefSeq names its product ALF transcription elongation factor 4 (gene AFF4). The record is from RefSeq and is a predicted model, not a curated record. The transcript is spliced from 21 exons. Gene Ontology annotation, biological process: regulation of gene expression. Bases 2175 to 5669 code for a protein of 1164 amino acids. NCBI's taxonomy places the organism in Eukaryota, Metazoa, Chordata, Mammalia, Sirenia, Trichechidae. Gene Ontology annotation, cellular component: nucleus; super elongation complex.
GCGGGGCGGGGGAGGGGGGACACCAUCUAGCAUGCCAGGCUUCAGUUUCCCAAAGGUAAAUAAAUGGGUGUCCCAAAUUUACCUAAAACAAGAUUUAAUAUUUAUUUAGUGGUGUUAUUAACUUAAGUAUGCAAAAAGCAUCUAUUACGUGCCUAGGCACUGGGGAGAGAACAAGAAGAAUUUGCCAUACGAGAUAUUAAAACUUCCUGUAAAGCCACUGUUACCAAAAUAGCAUGGAAAAACCAAACCCAUUGCUGUCAAGUAGUACAUAGAAAUAAACAAACUGAUCAUUAAAAGAGAGAUCAGAAGUAGACCUCAAGAUAUAUGGGAUUCUAAUAGUUAACAAAUCCCAGUUGAAUAGGAAAAGAAUGGUUUAAAAUAGUUAAGUACCAAGUACUUUUCUAAGGUGACAUAGCUAUUAAAAUGGUGAAGCCAGGUUUCAGAUUCAGCCAGUAAAAACAGACAGAUCCUUCAGUUUAGCAGUCUCAGUUAGGGAAUAUAUCCCACAGAGUUAAAAACACAGCCAUAAGCUACAAGGAUGUUUACUGCAUUACUGUUUUUCGUGAUCAGUUAAUUCAGCUCUGAGCUUCCUGGCAGCCUUCUUAAAAAAGGAAAUACAAAGUCGUCCCUUGGUAAUAAUGACGUCUUUGACCAGAGGACAUUAGAAGGUUCAGAAAGUAAAUUAGCAUAGAGUUUUAACCUUGUUAGGUAUAUUGAUACAUGUAAGCAGGGUUUAUGAAAAAUGUUUUGUUGUUAUAACUAACUACAGGGAUAUUUUUAUAAAAAAAUAAUUUUUGCUGAAACACUGCACAAAAAUUUUAUAGACAGUCAUUUUGGCGUCACCUCCUCUGACAGUGUCACCUGGUGUGGUCUGCACCCCCUUAGUGAUACCACUGGCUGGAGGGUAAUAUGUUCUUGGUUUGUAGAUGUUUUAUGGUAUUUGUUAAAGAAAGAUUUAAAUAUUUUUUUGUGGUUCAGUAUGGCGCUAGGUACUAGGGGGACCAAAAAAAGCACACAUUGUGUCCAUGUCUUACAGUAGCGUUUAUUUUUGUCUAAGCUAUUUGCAUGAUAGUAAAUUGUGUAAAUCAGGAAGUUUUCUUUGGAUGUUUACUUUCAUUAUUCCCACCAGUGAUGCAAAUCCUCAAGAGAGUAUUGGUUUUGAAUUCUUAGUUAUCUAGUGCUGCUGUAACAAAUAUCACUAAUGGGUGGCUUUGACAAACAUUUAUUUUCUCACAAUUUAGGAGGCUAGAAGUCUGAAUUCAGGCCUCUGGCUCCAGGGGAAGGCUUUUUCUCUCUUGCAGCUCAGAAGAAGGUGCUUGUCUCCGAGCUUCUGCUCCUGGGUGAUCUUCAUUUGGUUUGGCAUCUGUCUUCCCAUAUCUCUGCUACUUUCCCUUGCUUGUUUUAUCUCUUUUAUAUCUCCAAAGAGAUUGAUUUAGAACACACCCUACACUAAACCUGUCCAUUAACAUAACAAUCUAUUCCCAAAUGGGAUUUUUAACCAUAGGCAUAGAGGUUAGGAUUUACAACACAUAUUAUGGGGGCACACAGUUCAAUCCAUUGUCCACUCUAAUUUUACAAUUAUAGUUUUCCCUCAGUCUUAAUUGAUUUUAAUUUUCUAGUGAAAUUUAUGAAUCUUAAGGCUAGAAUUGCUUCACUGGUAUAAAGUAUAACCUAAUUUUUCCCUUUGGCCUCUAACAGGGUUUUUGUUUUUUUAAAAAAAAAAGUUAGGACAGAUAGUUUAUCUCCAGGAAAGGAUGUUGCAGAGCCUCUGGUAAUCCCUUAUCCCAGGGUUUGACAAUCUUUAUCAUUAUUGUCUGUUUAACCAAAAUCCCUGCUGCUCUAAAUAAGCUAUUUCCCUUGGUUUGUUCUUAGUGAAAAUAGAACAUACUGUCAUGAUUAUAGACAUUACAUCCACUUUUUUUCUCCCCACCCCAAAACUGUUUUCUUUUUAAUACAAUUUCCACUUUUAACUAACCCAAGUUACUUAUAGAUACUAUUGCUGAAAGCCUCAGUUUUGCCAUUUAUUGAGGUGUUAAUUGAAAUAUUAAUAUAUUUAGAGCAGAAAUGUCAUUUUUUAGGGAAUCUAGAACAACAGCAAAGCUGAGGUCAAACUGCCAUAAGGAUGGACACCAAGGAAGCUGUGUUUGGGACAAAAAGAAAUCAAGAUAAGCAACAUGAACCGUGAAGACCGGAAUGUGCUGCGUAUGAAAGAACGGGAAAGGCGGAAUCAGGAAAUUCAGCAGGGCGAGGACGCCUUCCCACCUAGCUCUCCUCUCUUUGCUGAGCCAUACAAAGUUACUAGCAAAGAAGACAAGCUAUCAAGUCGCAUUCAGAGUAUGCUUGGAAACUACGAUGAAAUGAAGGAUUUCAUAGGGGAUAGAACUAUACCAAAGCUUGUUGCAAUUCCCAAGUCUACAGUACCACCAACAGCAGAUGAAAAAUCCAACCCAAAUUUCUUUGAACAGAGACAUGGGAGCUCGCAUCAGAGUAACAAAUGGACUCCGGUAGGACCUGCACCCAGCACUUCUCAGUCUCAGAAACGGUCCUCCGGCCUACAGAGUGGACACAGCAGUCAACGGACCAGUGCAGGUGGCAGUAGCAGCACCAACAGUAGUAGCCAGAGGCAUGACCGUGACUCAUACAGCAGUAGUGGGAGCAGUAGCCGGAAAAAAGGCCAGCUUGGAUCAGAACACUCCAAAUCACGCUCUUCCAGCCCUGGAAAACCCCAGGCUGUUUCUUCAUUAAGCUCAAGUCAUUCCAGGUCUCAUGGGAAUGAUCACCAUAGCAAGGAACAUCAGCGUUCCAAAUCACCUCGGGAUCCUGAUGCAAACUGGGAUUCUCCUUCCCGUGUACCUUUUUCAAGUGGACAGCACUCAAGUCAGUCUUUCCCCCCUUCGUUGAUGUCAAAGUCCAGUUCAAUGUUACAGAAACCCACUGCCUAUGUGCGGCCCAUGGAUGGACAGGAGUCCAUGGAACCAAAGCUGUCCUCUGAGCACUACAGCAGCCAGUCCCAUGGCAACAGCAUGACUGAGCUGAAGCCCAGCAGCAAAGCACAUCUCACCAAGCUGAAAAUACCUUCCCAACCACUGGAUGCAUCUGCUUCUGGUGAUGUGAGCUGUGUGGAUGAAAUUCUUAAAGAGAUGACGCAUUCAUGGCCUCCCCCUCUAACGGCUAUUCAUACACCAUGCAAAACAGAACCUUCCAAAUUUCCUUUUCCAACUAAGGAGUCUCAACAGUCCAGUUUUGGCUCUGGAGAGCAAAAAAGAUACAAUCCUUCUUCUAAAACGUCAAGUGGGCACCAGUCUAAAUCUAUGUUAAAAGAUGACUUAAAACUAAGCAGCAGUGAAGACAGUGAUGGGGAACAGGAUUGUGAUAAGACAAUGCCACGGAGUACACCAGGAAGUAACUCUGAACCUUCACACCAUAAUAGUGAAGGAGCAGAUAACUCCAGGGAUGAUUCUAGCAGCCACAGUGGAUCUGAAAGCAGCUCUGGAUCUGACUCAGAGAGUGAAAGUAGUUCCAGUGACAGUGAGGCAAAUGAGCCGUCUCAGAGUGCAUCUCCUGAGCCUGAACCACCACCAACAAACAAAUGGCAACUUGAUAAUUGGUUGAAUAAAGUGAACCCCCAUAAAGUGUCACCAGCUUCUUCUGUGGACAGUAACAUCCCAUCAUCUCAAGGCUAUAAAAAGGAAGGCCGAGAACAGGGCACUGGGAAUAGCUACACUGAUCCAGGUGGACCUAAAGAAACGAGUUCCGCUACUCCUGGGCGAGACUCCAAAACCAUCCAAAAGGGAUCAGAAGGUGGACGAGGGAGGCAGAAGUCUCCUGCACAGAGUGAUAGCACAACCCAGAGAAGAACUGUAGGCAAAAAACAACCCAAAAAGGCCGAGAAGGCAGCUACUGAAGAGCCCCGUGGAGGCCUGAAAAUAGAAAGUGAAACCCCAGUUGACAUGGCCACUAGCAUGCCCUCCAGCAGACACAAGGCAGCCACCAAAGGCUCGAGGAAACCCAAUAUAAAGAAGGAGUCCAAAUCUUCCCCUCGACCUACAGCAGAGAAAAAGAAAUACAAGUCAACAAGUAAAUCUUCUCAGAAAUCAAGGGAAAUCAUAGAAACAGAUACCUCAUCCUCAGAUUCGGAUGAAAGUGAGAGCCUUCCUCCGUCCUCACAAACUCCAAAGUACCCUGAGAGCAGUAGGACUCCCGUUAAGCCUUCCUCAGUAGAGGAAGAAGACAGCUUUUUUCGGCAACGAAUGUUCUCUCCUAUGGAAGAGAAGGAACUUCUUUCACCCCUCAGUGAGCCUGAUGACAGGUAUCCACUUAUUGUGAAGAUUGACCUGAAUCUCUUGACUAGAAUACCAGGAAAGCCUUACAAAGAAACAGAGCCACCCAAGGGGGAAAAGAAAAAUGUGCCAGAAAAGCACACGAGAGAGGCUCAGAAACAAGCCUCAGAAAAGGUUUCCAACAAAGGCAAGAGGAAACAUAAGAAUGAAGAUGACAACCGAGCCAACGAGAGCAAGAAACCCAAAAUAGAAGAUAAGAAUUCGGCAGGCCACAAGCCAUCCAGCAACAGAGAGUCAUCUAAGCAGAGUGCUACAAAAGAAAAGGAUUUGUUGCCUUCUCCUGCUGGGCCUGUUCCUUCAAAAGAUCCAAAAACAGAACACAGCUCUCGGAAGAGGACUAUUAGUCAGUCUUCCUCCUUAAAGUCAAGCAAUAAUAGCAAUAAGGAGAAUAGUGGCAGCAGCAAAAAUAGUUCCUCCACAUCAAAGCAGAAGAAGACUGAAGGGAAAACUUCCAGUAGCUCCAAGGAGGUCAAGGAUAAGGCUCCAAAUAGCUCCUCUAACUGUCCUCCAUCUACACCAACUCCUGAUGCUUCUAAGCCUCGGAGAACAAAGCUUGCCUUUGACGACAGAAAUUAUUCAGCAGACCAUUAUUUACAAGAAGCAAAAAAACUAAAGCACAAUGCAGAUGCAUUGUCUGAUAGGUUUGAGAAAGCAGUAUACUAUCUUGAUGCUGUGGUAUCUUUCAUUGAAUGUGGGAAUGCGUUAGAGAAAAAUGCUCAGGAAUCCAAGUCCCCAUUCCCUAUGUAUUCAGAGACGGUGGAGCUCAUCAAAUACACUAUGAAGCUAAAGAAUUACUUGGCGCCAGAUGCUACAGCUGCAGAUAAAAGACUCACAGUACUUUGCCUACGAUGCCAGUCUUUGCUGUACCUGAGGCUAUUCAAACUGAAGAAGGAGAAUGCUCUGAAGUACUCAAAGACUCUGACAGAACAUCUGAAGAAUUCUUAUAAUAAUUCUCAAGCUCCAUCACCUAGCUUGGGAAGCAAAGCAGUUGGGAUGCCUUCCCCUGUUUCUCCAAAACUGUCGCCAGGCAAUUCAGGAAAUUACUCUUCUGGAACCAGUAGUGCUUCAGCAAGUGGCUCUUCAGUGACCAUUCCACAAAGGAUCCACCAGAUGGCAGCCAGCUAUGUGCAGGUUACGUCCAACUUCCUCUAUGCCACUGAAAUUUGGGACCAAGCUGAACAGCUUUCCAAAGAGCAAAAAGAAUUCUUUGCUGAACUGGAUAAAGUAAUGGGCCCUCUCAUCUUUAACGCAAGCAUCAUGACAGACCUAGUUCGUUACACCCGGCAGGGACUGCACUGGCUUCGCCAGGAUGCCAAGUUGAUAUCUUGAACUGAACACAUUCUCGUUGCCUCUGAUUUUCUCCACAACACUGUGUCACAUCACGAAGGAAAACUGCCAUAACACACCACCUAGUCGACACUAAGAAUGAGGAAUGGUUUUCUUCUCCCUGGUUCAUAUGGUGUUGUUGUUUAUAACCCCAAGCUAUCAUGUCAAUUGAUCCCUUUAAUGUUCCCAGUAUGAAAAAUUAUUUAAAUAGUUUUAAAUCUGCAGCACAUUGAUAAGAUGGUUUCAUUUUUCUGUAAUAAGAUUCAAAUUCCAGUUGUAAUUCAUAACUGAUUGAAAUUCUAUUUAUUUUAAUUUUUUUAAGUUCCCAGAUUGGGGCUAGUUUAAAGUUUAGUUAUUUCUACCUAUAAAUUUACUCUGUUGAAUAUUUAGCAUAAAUUUAAUGUAGGCAUUUUUAUUUAUAUACUUUGCGAGCUUUGUUACCUAAUAGUGUCUUUUCGUGGUAGCUCUUACAAAAGAGUAAGAGUUGGUUCAUCUUAGAUAUGGACAUAUUCUUUCCACAUCUACUAUCUGAUACUAUUUCAAAUCUUAACUACAGUUUUAUUGCAGAAUUCAUAUUUAGUAUUAAGGAUAGUUUCCACAUGAAAAAUCACUUAAAUAUGAGAAGAUGGCACUCUGUGUGGAUGAAAGAUGAAAUCUGUCUCAUUUGGUAUGCAUUAUUUCAGGAACUGUGAACAUGUGUUAAUAACACUAAAGCAAUCACAAGGUGACUAUAACUUGCAUUUAAUGCAUUACAGAAGAGGGCAGGCGAACUUUCUAGGAGAAGUACAUCAUGCGAAGGGUUGCAUAAAGGGACAAUCUUGAACUUUAUGGAUUUUAUUAAAACCGUGUGUUCUUUUUUGUUGCUAAUUACUUGACACUUAGUUGAAACAGAGUGAGUUACUGUUGAAAGAAGGUUGAUCAGCUCCAGAGGCUUGCUGCCUAAAUCUCUUUAAUUGGUAAUGUUUGAAGGUUAAAAUCUCAUUUCAGAAUUGUUAGUGUUUUUUUUUUUUCCCCAUACUAGAUUUUUUCACUCUGACAUGAGCAUGCGGUGACUGAUGUAGGAAUGGGCUGGAGCUUUUGUGUGUGUGCUUUUGCUCUACAACUUACAACAAUUCAAAUGCCUGAUGUAAAGAUGGUAGAUUUCUCCUUCUAAACCUAUCUUGUAUUUACUCCGUUUGUAUUAUGAGGGCCCCCAUGAAUGAUGUGGGAGCCCUGGUGGCACAGUGGUUAAGAGCUCAGCUGCUAACCAAAAGGUCAGCUGUUUGAAAUCCACUGGCCACUCCUUGGAAGCCCUAUGGUGCAGUUCUGCUCUGUCCUGUAGGGGUGCUGUGAAUUGGAAUCGACUUGAUGGUGGUGGGUUUGGUUUGGUUUUGUGAAUGAUGUAUGUUUCUGAUGGGAGCAGAGAAGUCACACUAGGGAAGUAACUUGGUACAGUGUGAGCUUUCGGGGAAAGGGAGGGGAGCAGGGGUAGAGUUUAAGAAGACAGCUCUGUAAGAGUUGUGUAUCAAAGUACCUUUCCCUACAAGAUGCAUAUAGGAGACAGAGGUGAGAAAUGUACCCUCUAUACUUUGUCUUUAGUGCCCCUGUCAUGUCUGGUGUGCCUUAUUAUAUCUUACCUUUAGAUGAAGACUCUGUGGAUUGUUUACAGAUGAAGCUUUACACUAAACAGGUUGCCCAGCCAUACACCAUUGGUCUUCUGCAGUAAUCAUGUUAAAUUCUGUUUUCUUUUAAAUCUUCCUUUAGAGUCACAAAGAUUAAUUUCAGAAAAACUAACACUUUGGAACGUGACUUAUUCUAACCUAUUGGAUAAUGCUGCUUCAAAAAAUAGUUUGUCCAUCACCCCAUUCCAAAAAUGAACCCAUCUAAUCAGAAAAAAGGAUUGCCCUACUAUUUAGAGAUGAUUGCUAAGGCUGUAGAUGGAAACCUGGAAAGAAGGGAUAGAAAAUCUUCGAGUGCAGUGGUACAGUGAAUCCUGUGUUUGAGUCUCUUUUACACUUAUUUCAGAAGUUUGUAAACUUUCAUCAUCCAGUGGCUUCAUAUUUAUAGAGAUUCUUAACUGUUUGUACUUCAAGUUGUUUUUUACAUAUCAUUGAAGAUUAAGAUCUACAAAUUAUGUUGAAUUUAACCUUUUUCCCAGGAGAAAUUAUCUCUAAUGUCUUUCUAAUUUAAUCUUGUUUAUUUUAGGAACAGUUUUCCUUAAGAGGACACGAUAGUUAUUUAGUAAAAAACUCGCCACUGUUAAUCAAGUAGAUGUAUGUCUUGUCCUCCUCUACCCUGUUUCCUCAAUUUGCAGUGAUGUCUUAGAAAUGAAAAAAGCAUCAUCCAGCGUUCUAGACUUUCAGCAACAGCAGCCAGUGGGGUGCCGCUAAGUUCCAGUGUGUUCUAGUUUCUUGUGUGUCCUGGAGGGCAGCAGGAGCAUUUCUAGGAUCACACUGAAAUUUUGUUAAAGCAGAGUUUCCUGCAUGUUUUAUGGUGCUGCUCUAAGAUACUCUCUUUUUAAAACUGUGUUAAUUCUUGGAGAGUGAAUUUUUCAACCUUUUCAUACUGGAGGAUUUUCCCCACGAAGUGAUAACGGGCAGUGGAUCAAAAUGUUAUCCUAAAUAAUUAAAUUUUCAAUGCCGUAGUCUGUGGCAACACCACUCCCUCUCCUCUGGGUCCAUCUUCUAAAUGUCUGUCUCUGUGUUAUCAUCUGCUCCAGCACAUGCUUUGGACUCCUAUACAGGUGAUCAUUCCUCCCUCCUCAGUAGGUGUCUUCAGUGUUUUCUAACCAUUUAAAACUGAAAUUAACAAGUGGCUAAAAACUUAUUUAGUCUGAGACUUGUACUUAAUAUAUAGUUAAUUAUAGGAAUAGCAACUAUUUUAAAAAUUACUCUGUUGACUGCUCUUUAAGACCACACUUGUAUGCCAGGAGACAGCAGCGUGCAACAUCGGACCCUUUACAGGCAACCAACGCACAGACUGUGGUGGAUGAAGUUUUCACAUGGUAGUCUUGCCAGCCUGGGCUCGGCUGCAGGGAGCCCUUCCCUCCAGGUGAUUCAAGCUUUCACAGCUCAGCCUAUGCUCUAGCCUGGCGGGGGCGCACCCAGCCCAUUUCUUGCCUCAGUGCCACUUUUCUCUGUGCAAGUAGCCAAGAAGUGACUUUAUAAGCAGUGAGUACUGGUAUGUUCAGAUAAAUUUACAGCUGUAGCUGGUGAAGACUGGAGAAGGUUGACCAGCACUGAUUUAAUUCUCCACUGUAAAAGCAAUCUAGAGUAAUGUGUGUACAUGCCCACACACACUUGUGCCUCCGGGGAGCUCUUGCACUGAUGGAUCUAUGGGCAUCUGGGCUGCACUUUGAAUGACACACUUGUGGCUUUAUUAAAUUCACUGUUGUUGUUUUUUUCAUUGUUUUCGUUAAAGGUUUAAUCAGACUAGAUCAGACAACAUUAUUUUGUAUUUAAUGACAGAAACUUUGGGAAACUUAACUUUUAAUGAAUGAGCUUGCAUUGUGAAGCAAGAGCCUAAAAAAGGCACCUAUUAUAAAUGGAAGUUCUGGCUCUGGAGGCCAGCACUCCAUGGCAUUUCAGAGCAGCCAGUGGUCGCUCCAAUCAGUGAUGCCUAGUUGUGUAGAGGAGGGGGUACGCUGUGUACUCUUCUAGGUGUGAGGGUAUGCAACUUUGGAUUUUAAAAUUAUGUACACAUACACACUUUAUAUAUAUAUGUAUGUAUGUAUGAAAACAUGAAAUUAGUUUGUCAAAAAUGUGUGUGUUUAGUAUUUUAGCUUAGUGCAACUAUUUCCACAUUAUUUAUUAAAUUGAUCUAAGACACUUUCUUGUUGACACCUUGAAUAUUAAUGUUCAUGGGUGCAAUGUGUAUUCCUUUAGAUUGUUAAAGCUUAAUUACUAUGAUUUGUAGUAAAUUAACUUUUAAAGUGUAUCUGAGCUCUUCUGUAGUAAUACAGGGCUCUUACAGGGUGGGAAGGAUUUUAAUUUUCCAGUUGGUAAUUGAAAAAAAAAGGCUUCGUUAUGUAUUUUGAAUUAUAGGAGUUUGCCUCUGGGUCCCAGAGACAUCUACUAAGGGACAACUGCUUCCGGCAUAUUGUGAUUUUUUUUUUUUUUUUUAAAAAAAACCUGAGUAACAUGGGGAGCAAAG